Messenger RNA from Psammomys obesus (fat sand rat), 4245 nucleotides. RefSeq names its product SH3 domain and tetratricopeptide repeats 1 (gene Sh3tc1). Gene Ontology annotation, molecular function: protein binding. The record is from RefSeq and is a predicted model, not a curated record. The transcript is spliced from 18 exons. Bases 124 to 4155 code for a protein of 1343 amino acids. Lineage: Eukaryota; Metazoa; Chordata; Mammalia; Rodentia; Muridae.
CCGGAGGCCCGUUACUGCUCCCCCUCCCCCCCCCCCCCUUUUUUUUCUCUUUGGCAGCGGCUGCUCUCCUGACAAGAAGGCCAGCAACAUGCCCAGCUCUUGGCCUUGAGACCACUGUGUGUCAUGAGGAGCUCCAGGGAGGAGGAGGAGGUGACUUCUGAGGAGCUGUCCGCCAUGGGGCAGGGCCCUGAGGAGCCUCCGGGAGGCUGUACCCAUGGGGACCAGAUCCCCAGUGUGUCCAUGGGCUUGCCCACUGGCCAGGAGAGAGCGGGGCCUGAGGAGGCUGAGGCAACAGUCAGCGGUGAUGCUGCUCCGACCACUAGCCUGGCUGGGCAGGCUGCUGAAUCCCCUUCCGGCCAGAUGGCCGUGUAUCCCACAGACCUGACCCUGCAACUGUUGGCCGUGAGGAGGAAGAGUGGAUUGCGGAGCCCCAGCCUACAGCAGGCCCUGAGGAACCGUCUCCGCCUGCUGGAGAAUGACAGCCGGGAAGUAGCCCGUGUGCUUGGAGAGCUAUCAGCCAGGCUGCUGUCCAUCCACAGUGACCAGGACCGGAUCGUGGUGACAUUUAAGACUUUUGAAGAAAUAUGGAAGUUUUCAACCUAUCAUGCUCUUGGCUUCACACACCACUGCCUGGAGAACCUGCUGGUGGACCAGACCUUCUGGCUGCUCUCACCCAGUGAGGAGGAAGAGACAGCCAUUCUCAUGUAUGUAAACAAGGAUGCAUUGAAGCAGACACACAAGAGCCUCCUCGCCCAGGAAGGGUCCUUCUUUGUUCUGUGUCCCGACCACCGUGUGAGAAUGAUGAUGGGACCCCAAGGUGCAGGGAAGGGCCCACAGGCCCUCAGGCAGGCUUCAGGGCUCCCUCUUGGAGUGGCAAUCCUGGAAACAGACUCCUCACCCCUGACGCCCAGCACAUCCUCCAAGGUGGAAGCAGCAGGGACCAAACCAGAGCUCUUGACUCCAUUUCAUCAGUGGACUCUCAGGGUCCCAUGGGAUCCCGUUGAUGAAUCCAUGGGUGGACCAGGGGCACCUGAUGCCCAGCUGAUGGGGCUUGGCCUGGCCUCUGCAGAAGCUGACUUCCAGGGUUCAGGACCCGAAGAGAUGUCCUUCCGAGUUGGUGAUGUCAUCGAGAUCAUUGGUGCCCAGGUGCCUGGCCUGCCCUGGUGUGUGGGCCGGCAUGUGGCCUCUGGCCAGGUGGGCUUUGUGAGGACUGGCCUCGUCAGCAUGCAGGGCUCGGCAUCUGACCUGGAAAGUGCGAUUUUCCUCAGUGAAGACGAAAGGUCAUUCUUUAGUAGUGAGGGUCGCUUCUCCGAUGAGGAUGCCCGGCGGCUCCUGAGCAGGACAUCUGGCACAGAUGUGUGUACCACAUGCAGUCUGGACUGGUUAGAAGAAGCUGAGGGUGAGCAGCUGGAGCAACCAGGAAUAUCUCGGCCUCACCUGAACCCAGAACCACAUGAGACUCUGCACAUGGUGAAGGACAUUCUAGAACGGUGCAAGGCCUGCCCCGACCACCCCGAAGACCCGGUAUCCUGGAGACUUGGGGGAGUGUCCAGCAGAGUGAGUUCACCAGAGGAGCCCCCCUUUUGCCUGGAUCCUGAAGAUGACUGGACAGACCCUGAGCCUCUGGACUCACUGCUGCAGGUCCUGAAUGCCCCUGGUUAUGAGACCCACUUCCGGGGCCUGUAUGACGUCUCACUCCCUUGGCUGAGCACUGCACUCUGUGGCUUUGAUGAUGAAGAGGAACUGGCCGGACGCUUGGCACAGGCCCGAGGAGUUGCCAAGAAAGUCAAUUUGAGCAUGGCCCUGGCCAGGCUCUGCCUCCUGCUGGGGCGGCUGUGUGCCAGAAAACUCAAGCUAUCCCAGGCCCGGGUAUACUUUGAAGAAGCACUGGGGGCUCUGGAUGGAAGUUUUGGGGAUCUCUCCCUGGUGGCGGCGGUGUAUGCCAGCCUUGCUACUGUGUAUCUGAAGCAGAAAAAUGGGGAGAAGUGUGUGCAGGUUGCACCCAAAGCUGCAGCGCUGCUUCUGGGGACGCCCGGCCACGCGUGCAGUGCAGACGCUGAGCUCCUGAAGUAUGCGCUGCGCAGGGCCAUCUGUGGCCUCAGCCCACAGGCUGAGGCCCGGGCCUGCUUUCUGCUGGCCAGGCACUACACUCACCUCAAGCAGCCUGAGGAGGCACUGCCCUACCUGGAGAGACUGCUUCGCCUUAACAGGGAUGUGGGGAGCCCACAGGCCUCGUGGCCGGAAGACUGUUACCUGCUCCUGGCAGACAUCUACGGCCGGAAGUGCCUGCCCCACCUGGCGCUGAGCUGCCUCAGGGUGUCCUCACGAUGGACUGGGUGCACGCUGGCUGGCUCCCUGAGGAGUGUGGACCUGGUACUCCAGAAUGCUCCCGGGCCAAACAACCAAAGGAGGGCAGGCCACAGCCUUCCCUCCCAGAUUGCUUACUACCUCAGGAAGGCAUUGGCCUCUCUGGCUCCGGGCAUGGGUCAGGCACUGUGUGGACCCCUCUUUGCCAGUCUGGCUCAACUGUACUGUCAUCACCAGCAGCACAGCCAGGCCAUCACCUUCAUGUCUCAGGCUGCAGAAGCUGACACGGCAACUGGGGUCCACCCUGUCGUGGACCGAUUGGUAGCGCUUGCCUGGCUGCACAUGCUUUGUGGGAAAAGCUUGGUGGCCAUGGACAUCCUGAAGUUAAUCUCAGACUCGGCCAUGGCCAACAAGGUCCAGGAAUGCGUGAUGACCAACAUGGCAGCCAUGGCCCUGAAGAGGAUGGGCAGGACCCGGCAGGCUGCCGAAGGCUACUUCCGAGCCCUGCACAUGGCUUACAGCCUGGGCCACCUGCAGAGCCAGGCAGUAGUCCUGGCUAACUUUGGGGCCCUGUGCCUGCAAGCUGGUGCACGCAGCUUGGCCCAGCACUACCUACGAGAGGCUGUGGGGCUCUUCUCCCAGCUGCCCAGCGGUGUGUGUGGCCGGGACUUCACCCAGGUGCUCCUGUGGCUGGGCCAACUGUGUACCCGCCGGGCCCUCCCCCAGCAGGCCAAGUGCUACUACGAGUGGGCCUUUCUGGUGUCUGUGGAGACGGACCACGUGGAGAGUCAGUUACAGGCUGUGAAAAAGCUGUGCCACUUCUACAGCAAGGUCAUGCCCAACGAGGUGCGAUGUGUCAUCUACCAUGAGUUCCAGCUGGCACUGGCGCACAGGACCGCUGACAAGGUGCUGGAGGGGCAGCUCCUGGAGGCCAUCAGCCAGCUCUACCUGUCGCUGGGCACAGAGCGGGCCUACAAGUCUGCUCUGGACUACACCAAACGGAGCCUGGGGAUUUUCAUCGACCUGCAGCAGAAGGAGAAGGAGGCACGCGCCUGGCUGCAGGCAGGGAAGAUCUACUAUAUCCUGCGCCAGAAUGAGCUGGUGGACUUGUACAUCCAGGUGGCACAGAACGCAGCCCUGUAUACUGGGGACCCCAAGCUGGGGCUGGAGCUGUUUGAGGCAGCUGGGGACAUCUUCUUCAAUGGGACCUGGGAGCGAGAGAAAGCUGUGUCCUUCUACCGGGACCGGGCACUGCCCCUGGCUGUGACUGUAGGAAACCAAGAGGCAGAGCUGCGCCUGUGCAACAAGCUGGUGGCCCUUCUGUCCACGCUGGAGACACCCCAGGAGGGCCUAGAGUUCGCCCAUGAGGCCCUAGCACUCAGCAUCACUCUGGGUGACCGCCUGAACGAGCGAGUGGCCUACCACCGGCUAGCUACCCUGCACCACCGGCUGGGCCAAGGAGAACUGGCCGAGCACUUCUUCCUCAAGGCUCUGUCACUCUGCAGCUCACCCCUGGAGUUCGAUGAAGAGACCCUGUACUAUGUGAAGGUGUACCUGGUGCUGGGUGACAUCAUCUUCUAUGAACUGAAGGACCCCUUUGAUGCAGCCGGCUAUUACCAGCUGGCCCUGGCAGCGGCCGUAGACCUGGGCCACAAGAAGGCUCAGCUGAAAAUUUACACACGCCUGGCCACCAUCUACCACCACUUCCUCAUGGACCGAGAGAUGUCCCUCUUCUUCUACCAGAAAGCAAGGACCUUUGCCUCAGAACUGAACCUCCGCAGGACCAACCUGGUGCCCCAGCGCUUCUGUGGCAGGGCACCCUGGCUGGCCUCUGGCCACCCAUCUUGACAGCCUGAGAAGGGGCGUGUGCAAGGGGACACUUCCUCUUCUUGGGGUGCAGGCAGUUUUUUUUCUGGGGGUGGGGGGGAUCACUGAAGG